This is a messenger RNA of Myotis brandtii (Brandt's bat), 1287 nucleotides long. It is a transcript of the gene EPHX3, whose product is annotated as epoxide hydrolase 3. Gene Ontology annotation, molecular function: hydrolase activity. Bases 56 to 841 code for a protein of 261 amino acids. The record is from RefSeq and is a predicted model, not a curated record. Gene Ontology annotation, cellular component: intracellular membrane-bounded organelle. Lineage: Eukaryota; Metazoa; Chordata; Mammalia; Chiroptera; Vespertilionidae. The transcript is spliced from 6 exons.
GAGCUCGGGCCUGCGCCUGCACUAUGUCUCCGCCGGACGCGGCAACGGGCCCCUCAUGCUUUUUCUUCACGGCUUUCCCCAGAACUGGUUCUCCUGGCGCUACCAGCUCCGGGAGUUCCAGAGCCGCUUUCACGUGGUGGCCGUGGACAUGCGUGGCUACGGCUCCUCCGAUGCACCAAGGGAUGUGGACUCCUACACUGUCGACCUGCUGACGGCGGACAUCCAGGAUGUCAUCCUGGGCCUGGGUUACUCCAAGUGCAUCCUGGUGGCCCACGACUGGGGUGCACUGCUGGCCUGGAAUUUCUCCAUCUACUACCCGUCCCUGGUUGAGCGGAUGGUGGUGGUCAGUGCUGCCCCCAUGUCGGUGUACCAAGAUUACUCAAUGCGCCACAUUGGCCAGUUCUUUCGUUCCAACUAUGUGUUCCUGUUCCAGCUUCCCUGGCUGCCCGAGAAGUUGUUGUCCAUGUCUGACUUCCAGAUCCUGAAGACCACCCUCACCCACCAUAAGAGGGGCAUCCCACGCUUGAGCCCCAAUGAGCUUGAGGCCUUCCUUUAUGACUUCUCACAGCCCGGUGGCCUCACCGGGCCCCUCAAUUACUACCGAAACAUCUUCAGGAACUUCCCCCUGGAGCCCCAGGAGCUGGCCACGCCCACCCUGCUGCUGUGGGGGGAGAAGGACAGCUACUUCGAGCAUGGGCUGGUCGGGGCCAUCAGCAGGCGCUUUGUGCCCGGCCGGCUGGAAGCCCACAUUCUGCCAGGCGUGGGGCACUGGAUCCCACAGAGCCACCCCGAGGAAAUGCACCAAUACAUGUGGGCCUUCUUACAAGACCUGCUGCACUAGUGGCCCUUGCUCACUGGCCUGCGUGCACCUGGGAGACCACACCGUGUACAUACACAGGUGCUCUCUUGGAUCAUGCACAGGGGUGGAACUCCUAGAUUGCACACAAGAGCAUCUGUGGGUGUCCUGGAGCACACCAACCCGUAUACUCACAGGCAUGAGUGUGUACCUGUGAGCAAGCACUUUGACUCCAGGAAACCAGGGAUGCCUCUACUCCAUGGACCUAAUGCUAUGUUCUCUCUCCCUUCCCUGGGGCCCCAGUUUUCUUGCCAGAAUCAGCACCCUGAAACCCUGAAAGUAAACUUUUACUUUCCUGUCCCUGGCUUCUAUCUCCAUCUAGUCUGGGUUUUCAGCUAAAUGCUGCUUUGUCCAAUACAGUACUGGUAGUCACAUCUGGCUACUUUGAUUUAAUUGCAAAUUAAUUAAAAUUAAAUACAAUUAAAAAUUCA